Hermetia illucens (black soldier fly) is the source of this 6095-nucleotide messenger RNA. It is a transcript of the gene gig, whose product is annotated as tuberin. The coding region runs from base 115 to 5874 and encodes 1919 amino acids. Gene Ontology annotation, molecular function: GTPase activator activity. The transcript has 20 exons. Lineage: Eukaryota; Metazoa; Arthropoda; Insecta; Diptera; Stratiomyidae. Gene Ontology annotation, cellular component: cytoplasm; nucleus; TSC1-TSC2 complex. The record is from RefSeq and is a predicted model, not a curated record. Gene Ontology annotation, biological process: negative regulation of Wnt signaling pathway; regulation of cell cycle; negative regulation of insulin receptor signaling pathway.
CUCAGCUGUCAGUUAAAUUUUCGCAGACAAAUGACACAAUUCCUUGGAUCCGUGACUACUUGAGAGUGCAAACCAUUAAAUUGCGAAUGAAUUCCCUAGAACGGGAUCGUAACAAUGAGUUCCAAGGAUAAGGAAACCAUCAACAAAUUCAAACAGUUCUUCAAGGCGUCGAAAACUCCAGGAGGUUUGCGCGAGCGAGAUUUGUCGCCGGAAUUGGAGAGGGAACUGCGACCGGAAACGCCGAUAGCGCAACGUUGCAAGGCUCUGAAGGAUUUAGGGGAUAUCGUCCUGAGGAAUCGGAUUGAGGAUGCAGCCUUGAUGAAGCUAUGGAAUUUGACCAAGGACAUCAUUGUCGACAACAAAUCGGUGGAAUAUCGCCACAUCACCUUGAAUUUCUACCGGAAGUUGAUACAGGGACAAUACGAAAACUUGGCUCCGAUGCGGGAGCAUUUCUUCCUUGUUAUUAAGCAACAUCAAGUCGCUGAGGACAUCCGACCACGGUUCGAUUUACUAAAGCAGCUCACGGACAAUGGAAAAGAUAUUUUUUCUUUUGAAGAAAAGAUUGGACCAUUCAUGAUCCAAUGGGCACCGGAAAUAAUCAAUGCCAACCUUCUCAUGCCUUAUCUCGAAAUGUUGCAAAACAUGAUCAAAUUCAAUGCAGCAUAUUUGGAAAAUAAUGUUGUUGCCGGGAUACUUGACUUAGCCUGUAAUUUAAGUUGCAACGUGGACGACGGAGGAGUUGGCCAACAGUGCCUCCAAAUCAUCGACACAGUCAUUUGCUACUCACUCUUCCCCAAUGAAUCGUUGCUCAUAUGCAUCCUAGCGCUAUGCCGGACUGUAAAUCUAGUGCCAUAUUGCCAGCUGGCGUGGAAGAUUAUGAGGAAUUUACUAGGAACAAGUUCAGGACAUGAAGCUCUUCUGACAAUGUGUCGAAUUUUAAAUGACAGGUGCCUCUACAAUGAUGAGGUUCUAUUGAGAGGAGCCGUUUUUCACAUCUAUAUGGGAGUCUGGAAUUCGAAUUCAACAACACCGCCGGUAUUGAAGACGUAUCCAUCGACUAUUUUGAGGAGCUUUUUAAAUUGUUUAGACAGUCGAAAAAUCAUUGUCACCUACGAAGUGAUCCUCAGCAUUCAAAACAUGAUUAAAAAAUCAGGAAAUCAGUUAGCGGAACACACUUGGGAUGAAGUUUAUGACAUUCUAGUUGCAAUAGCUGACAACAUUAAUCAUUAUGUACGAGACGGCUUCCUCAAACAAUCCGAACUGCACACACACUUCCACACUACAGUCGAUAACAUCGAAAAACUCGUUCAAGACGGCGAAAUCUCCCUAAGUCCUGAACUCAUGUACAAACUUAUUGAAAAAAUCGCUGAAGAUCGUUCAGAGGAGUCGGUGAUCAAAUUAAUUGAAUAUCGAACGUCAAAGAUCUCUGCAACCCAGCCUCAAUGGUUGCAAGCCUUACAUGAUUUCGUCGAUCGAUUUUACUCUAUUCCACGAUCGAAUAUUCGUGUAAAAGUCGUCCAGUCCUUGAUACGAAUCAUGGAAAGCAAUCGUGCUGCUUACGAGGAGGAGAUUUUGGAGCGAGUUGUGAUCCCACAAUUUUCGAAUAUCGGACACGAACCAGAGCUGUUGGUGCGGAUUAUUGUCGCCAAAGCGUUGAUUGAUUUUGCUUGGCAUUGUGAUACGAAACGAUGUGGCGAAUUGCUUGAUAUUUUAGAGAAAAUACUGAAUCGACCAUUUGAAGUUAGUAAAGGAGACGGAGCUCAUGAAGAAACGGAGAUUCAGGAUAUUUUGACGGUUGUUGAUGGGUUGAUUGAGGUCUUCAUGAUUAAGUUGUAUCGACUGCCUUCGAGCCAUGCGAUCAGGAUAUUCAAUAUGUUGGUUGGACACUUGGAGCUGCAUUAUCAACGGCCACGCGUUUUUGAAAAUUCGAGCACAGUAAGGCUCAAGAUAUUUGACUGGAUGUUGAAAGCUCGAGCCAACAAAACCUAUCACCUCGGCUUUCCCGAUCCAGCAAAGCCAGAAACUGUUAUUUUCAGCCAUUACCUAGGAAUAGAUACAUCUGCACCAACUGCACAUCCGGUUGCUGUUACGCAACCGCAACAGCCACAGAAUAUCGAUCCAAUCGCGCACAAUUUCACUACAAUUUCAAUUCGUCGUGGAUGUAAACUAAUUGUCCAAUGUCUCGAAAAAGAACAAGAUUACGCCGUAUUCCAACUGGUUCUCCAAGAACUUCCAAAAAUUUUGCAGAAUAAAGCUCUCGUUACUGGCUGUGAUAUGGAGUCGUUGGCUAACAUUAUGUUGCGAAUAUUUAGUGACCGUCGUUUUCCCGAUAUCAUGGCCUCUAGGUCUAUUAAAUUGACCUCUGACGAUUUCUAUGCAUUGAUGCUUCCUGCGAUAGCUAGUCUUGUAACGUAUCAAAUACGACAGCAGCCAAUCAUUGAAGCUUUGAAAAUGGGAAUUCCGUCAAGAACAGCGGGGGUGUGUAUUAACACGUUGACUAUAAUGAUCCUGGAGAUGCCAGAGAUAUUGAUGCGACAACUGCCUGAUGUGUUGUGGGAAAUGAGCAAAAUGUCAGAUACUGUGAGCGUGGCGAUGCCAGUAUUGGAGUUUCUGUCAAUUUUAAGUCGUUUACCAAAUCAUCGCUUCACGAACUUCGUGGCCCUUCAGUACAUGUAUGUGUUCGCCAUAACGCUUCCUUACACAAAACCCCAUCGAUAUAAUCACUACAUUGUUUCCCUGGCGCAUCACAUCAUCGCUGGCUGGUACCUGAAAUGCCGAUUAAACGUUCGCCGAAAUAUUGUUAGCUACAUAAUUGCGUUCAUCCAAUCGAAUUUCGAUGAUGUAAAACUCCCACAGACAACAAUCUCCGCAUAUCCAAUUAAUGAGGAUUCCUCAAAUCGCAAGCGAAGUUCCAGUUUAACUGAGCGUGGUUCGCGCGUUCGUGAUCGUCCAACAAUGACCUCGCAGCCUCCAAAUGCAGAUUUGCGUCCAAAAAUGAAUGAGAAUUUGAAGACUUUUCACAUGGAGCUGGCGGAAACUUGUAUGGACUUUCUAGCUCGUCAUACGUUUUCACCUUGUUCCGCUCUGCCAAAACGGCUGCCUUCGGCUGAGUAUUUACUCAAGGACGCCCCAUCCCAAACUUGGCUUGUGGGAACUAACCUCGUGACCAUAACAACAAGCGGAUGCUCCGCCCUUCCAACAAGAAAUGGCUUAUGCGAUCGAUGCGCACAAAUGUGCUUCGGUAGCUUCUCGCAAAACCUUCAAAAAACAGAUACAUCGUCAACAAUAGCUUCUUCAUUCACACCGAAUUCCCCGGAAGUAAGUGGAGGAAGUGUUGGCGGAUCAUCAACUCGUAUUGCAGAAACUGGAGCCCCUGAAUUUCCGGUAAAUAAACGGUACACGAAGGCUAGUCUACAAGCCAGCAGCGGAACAGAAUCAGGAAGUAUGGAUCUCACGUCUUCAACUUCGUCAUCUUCACAACAGCAUCAGUCUCUCGACGGGAAGACAAUGCGACAGAUCUCCAACGAAGGCCGUUUCAGCUGCUCAUCUGGUUCGUUAGAGGCUCUUUCGCGGCGAGGCAGCAACCCAGAUCCAGCGGAAGGACGGGAAACUGUCCAACUACAGCAGCAACUUUGCGCUUGUUCUUGCACCGGAUGGGCUGAAAUCUACAUUCGUCGUCCCACCGGAAAUAUUUCUUGGAUAAUGCGCAUUCAAAAUCCGGUCGAGAAUGAUUGCUUCGGUAACGAUAUGCCGAUACAUGACUUAAUCAGCCUAUUUCUGCCUUCCCAACAUGGCGGUGUGUUUGGUAAUGAGUUUAUCAAGGACCUGCCGCCUGUUUCCCCACCAGUUUGUCAACUGCCAAGGCUUCUAACCGACAUAAAACCUGAAGCUAAACCGACAGAGGAAUCAGAGCAUGAAACAGUUAAAAGUACAAGCGCAAAAGCUCGUCCGCUGAAGCGCCAAGAAGAGGUAACCUCUGUAACGAGCUCCGGUCCAAUAGACAUACCUAAGAAGGCCACAUCGCACAAGGAGCCUGCGGGAAGUUUCAGCGAUGUCGAUGACGACGAAGAUAACGAUGGCGAUGAUGUGAAUUUCGAAGAUGGAGAGUCGCGAUCACGAAAUCCUGUACGUAGAGUGAAUUCGAGUCCUGAGAUGAGUUCGAAUUGGCGAUAUCCACAUCAAGCGUCGAAACAAGCGGGAAAAGGGAAUACAAUUGGUGGCCAAGAUGGAAUGGGGUCUACUGGUGGUGAGAAUACGGGCGGUCCGACGGUGGUUUCCGCAGCUGGUGGGGAAAAGGAUGAUGACAGUGAACAGCAGCAGAAGAAAAAAGGAUUCGGUAAAGAUAUGCGUGUUAGUUGCGAGGCUAUUCCUGAAGAGAUGGCAGGUUCGACCCCUCCCAGUCAGUCAGAAUCCUUGAAAGACAAUCAGCAACAAAAGCCCCAACAACAACCGACUGAAAUAAAACCAGAACUUGACAAAGACGCCUCUAACAAAGCCAGUACCACUGUCCUCCCGCCGAAACAGCAUUCAGCGGACGACGUAACCCAAACUUUAGCUGUAGCUCAGUCAGCAUCCACGACCAGCCUUAAAAUCCCUGUCGAUCACCAACCAAAGGUAACAACAAAACCGCCUCAAUCACCAGUUUCUAUUUCAACUCAUCCGAAAGCGCGAAGUGCUGCCGAUCGUAUCGCUCGACAAAUGACGACUUUUGCCCCGAAUACAAACGGAGGUAGCAGCGGAAGUGGAUCAGAUAGCAACGGAGGCGGUGGUGGUGGCGAUAUGCCUAGAGGACGAUCUAAAACUAUUUCUGUAGUUCGCGAAGUGAAUCGUGUCAAUCGAAAUACGCAAGCCAAUCGAUCGGCCACAUCGUUUCGUGUACCGAAUCCACCUAGUGUUUCGCGGCAUGGAAUCAGUCCUAAUUUCGUAUUCUUGCAAUUGUACUACACGGGACAGUUGCAAGUUACGGAACCGCCAUUGAAAGUUUCACAGGAGAAUAUGAAAGCGAUUAAUCUAUUAGAUUUGAUCCCGCCGUUUGAAACACACCAUAUUGGAGUGUUGUAUGUUGGACCUGGACAGUGUAAUAAUGAAGCGGAAAUUUUACGAAAUCGAUUCGGAAGCGUUCGAUAUGUGGAGUUUUUGCGGAAUUUAGGAACUUUGGUGAGCUUGAAGGAUGCUAAGGAGAAUAAUUUCUUUAUUAAUAUGGAUUCGAGUGGCAGCGAUGGAAAGUUCACGUAUGUUUGGAAAGAUGAUGUUGUGCAGGUCACAUUCCACGUUGCAACUUUGAUGCCUAACAAAGAAAUGGAUCCCAAUUGCUACGAGAAAAAGAAACAUAUUGGCAACGACUUCGUCUCUAUUGUGUACAACGAAAGCGGGGACGAAUACAAUUUGAACACGAUAAAAGGCCAAUUCAACUACGCUUGCGUUGUAGUUGAACCACUCGAGUUGAAUAGUAAUCGAAUAUUUGUACGUGCCAAGGAUGAAAUUUCCGAUUAUAUUUCACACUCUGAGCCUAAGGUUGUGUCGGAUGGAAGUGCACCAUUGUUGGCCCGUCAAAUGGCCUUGCAUGCAAAUUUGGCGUCACUUGUCUCACAAUCGCUUAAAACGAAACAUCCGUACGCAUCGAACUGGCUUGAACGACUGAGGAAAAUUAAAACUCUCCGAACGAAGCUUCUGAGAGAAACGCAAACACCAUCGUUUGGAAGUGGAAGUGGUGGUGGCGGUGGAGGAGAUACUGGAAGUUUUUCAUCCACCACAACCCUUGUGGAUCAGAAUCAAAUGACGGCAACAACAGCGUCAACGGGAUCGUCAACGGGUGAUGUUUCGGCCCGAACACCGCCGCGACAUAAUAUAAAUGACUUUACGAAAUACACUUAGGUUGGAGUCACUUUAGUUUUAGGUGCAUCUUUAUUUUAUGCAUAAAUUAUUAUUAAAGGCUGCUUCUAUUCAGAUGAAUUGUUUCUGAGUUGUUACUGCUAUUGGUUUUGGAGCAUAUUUCAUCCAUACUCGAACCUGGCUUGUAUUGUUUAAGGAUUCUUCUUAUAAUAAAGAAAUUACUAUUCAAGUUGUACUCAUAUGGAAAUAAAGUUAAAAAGUAA